AUGAGGGCUUUGCCGGAGACUGUCCCGGGCAGAGGAGCCACGCGUCGCGAGCGCCUGCGCCUCUCAAGGAAACGCCAGCGCGCCGUUUCUCCCCUGCCGCUGGAGUUUGCGGCCGGCUUCGGCCCUUUCCCGCUGGGGUUGCUCCUGCUGGAGGGGACCGAGCGGGCGCUGUCUGCCUCGUCAGGCAGAGGCUCCUCCGCCCAGAACGCCUUUGGAUCUUCCAGCAACGCAGAGGACGGGUCGAUUGAUUCUGCUGAAUCUCCCCCGUUCCUGAGGUUUGGGGAGGUGUUGCUGUGCAGCCUCGGUGGUGCAGAAGCCGCCCCCGCACGCCGCCUUCCCAGGCAAGGCCUGUCCUGGCACAAAGCAGACGUUUCCUCAGGGGAGACUGGUGGGGUACUCCUGGCCUGGGCUGGGCCAUCCCCCUUGGCUGCCCUGGACGUCCAGGGUUGGCGGACCCCAGUGGACUGUGCCCGCGCCAACGAGCUUUGUGCCGCUGAGCCUGGCUGCAGCUCCAGUUACCGCACCUUGCGGCAGUGCCUGGCCGGCCGCGCCCACAGCACCAUGUUGGGGAACAGGGAAUGUCAGGCAGCGCUGGAGGUGCUGCAGGGGAGUGCGCUCUAUGGCUGCCGCUGCAAGCGCCGGAUGAAGAAGGAGCUCUCCUGCCUGCAGGUUUACUGGAGCACCCACCUCGGUUUGGCAGGGGGUGAAGAGUUUUAUGAAGCUUCCCCUUAUGAGCCCAUCACCUCUCCUCUCUCUGAUGCGUUCAGACUUGCCUCAAUUGUCUCAGGGACAGACCCGGUAGCCAGCUCCAGGAGCAACCACUGCCUUGACGCAGCCAAAGCCUGCAACCUGAACGACCACUGCAAGAGGCUCCGCUCUGCCUACAUCUCCACCUGCAACAGAGAUGUCUCUGCCGCCGAGCACUGCAGCCGGCGAAGGUGCCACAAAGCCCUGCGCCAUUUUUUUGACCAGGUGCCCAGCGAGUACACCUACCGGCUGCUCUUCUGCUCCUGCAAGGACCAGGCCUGUGCUGAGCGCCGCCGGCAGACAAUCGUGCCCGACUGCUCCUACGAGGAGAAGGAGAAGCCCAAUUGCCUGGCCCUGCGGAGCCGGUGCCGGGUGGAGCCGCUCUGCCGGUCAAGACUGGCAGAUUUCCACACCAACUGCCAAGCCUCCCACCAGCUCCUCACCAGCUGCUCCAGGGACAACUACCAGGCAUGCCUGGGCUCCUACACCGGCCUUAUAGGUUUGGACCUGACCCCCAACUAUGUGGAUGCAAGCUUCAGCAGCCUGGUGGUCUCCCCGUGGUGCUCAUGCCGAGGGAGUGGCAACAUGGAGGAGGAAUGUGAGAAAUUCCUGAAGGACUUCACCGAAAACCCUUGUCUCCGAAAUGCUAUUCAGGCCUUUGGCAACGGCACGAACCUCACUUUCUCUCCCAAGUCCCCCCCGUUGCCUCUCCCCACCCCGCCUCCCACAAGAGGAAAGGGCUUGUCUUUGCUGUAUGACGUGAAUGACAGCAGCGUUGCCUACGACACAAGCAUAAGCACCACCUGCACCUCCACCGAGGAAAGUGGACCAACGAUUAACCAGUCCAAAGAGCAAAGUCUCUGCUUCUCAGAGAAAUCACUGGCCACAGCUCUCGUGCCAGAGCAGAAGACUUCUGUGGACACCAAGGGAUCGGGCAACCAACUUCCCUUCACAGGGACCCUCUCUGCUCUCCUCCUCUUCCUUGCAAAAAUGGCAGUAUAGAAGGAACCUGGCACAGGGCUUGCCAUGAGUGGGUGUGGAGAGGGCCGUGCAAACCCCCUUCCACCUGUAGACCAUCCAAUACCUGCCAGAACUCUUCCUCGGCUGUCGCCUUCUGGAGACUCUGCUCCCAAGGAGGCACCGCAACUCAUGUAGAAGCUUCUGUGAGACAGUGUUCACUGUGUAAGAGUCGCCAUGCCGUGCAUGGAGGCCCUUAGUAAAGGCACCUGGCCUGGGAAUCGAGACUCGGUCCUUUUGUAGGUUGUGCUCUUUCCAAGGGUCCCAGGCAUAGCCUGAGGUUCCACCAGGCUACAACAAAUGUGUAAAAGGGAUCCAAGUAAUGUCUUGGAAUUAGCUAGAAAAUCCAGUGGAGCUGGAGGCAAUGUGUGCACAUAAGAGGCAGUCAUUCCCCAUCUCCAAGCCUCCUCCCCAAUGCUUUUUGCUGCUUGAGAAAGUUCUAAGUCAGGUCUGGUUUCCAUUAAACUCAGAGGAUUCACAGAAGUGUCUGAACUUCACCUUAUGCACAUGGAAAGUGGGUGAGAUGCUCAAAGAGCUGGCAGCCUCCCUAGGCAGGAACAUUGAAGAGGUUGGGCUGGGCCUCCUGGACUGUCUGGCCUGAGGAUGCAUACAGCCAUGCCUCAUGGAACAAGGAGUAUGUUAGUGAGUUUGAUGGAGUUCCUUGUUCCACUGUUUCUUCCAAUUCGCCUGUCCAUCUUGCCCUCUUUUCUAGGAUUUUAAUAUCUGACAAAAUGAUCACCCCCUCUCUAGAAAGGUUACCCCAAUAUAGCGUGCUUUGGGACAACAGUCCUCCUGCCUUGGGUGGAAGCAGCCAGAUGUGGCAGAUUCUGUACGUUCCCCUCCCUGCCAUUGUCCUAUCAGGCAUAUCCAUUGGUGGUUUUUCCUGCUUCCUUUCAUGUUGCUUUUUCAAGUAUAAAAAUAACUAGAACAAAACAUGAAAUACGAAUAUUAUGAAUUUUCUAAAGCAUAACUGCAGCGGGGAGCCCCGAGCAGCCCCAUGGCCAGUGAAGAGGGGGUCAAAAGGCGAGCAGUGGAGCACUUUGCAGGUAAUGCAAUAAAGGUUUAUUGAGAGGCAA
This is a messenger RNA of Candoia aspera, 2840 nucleotides long. RefSeq names its product GDNF family receptor alpha 2 (gene GFRA2). Bases 1 to 1749 code for a protein of 582 amino acids. The transcript has 11 exons. The record is from RefSeq and is a predicted model, not a curated record. Lineage: Eukaryota; Metazoa; Chordata; Lepidosauria; Squamata; Candoiidae. Gene Ontology annotation, biological process: nervous system development. Gene Ontology annotation, molecular function: glial cell-derived neurotrophic factor receptor activity. Gene Ontology annotation, cellular component: external side of plasma membrane; signaling receptor complex.